This is a messenger RNA of Strongylus vulgaris, 861 nucleotides long. Lineage: Eukaryota; Metazoa; Nematoda; Chromadorea; Rhabditida; Strongylidae. The record is from the annotation of a GenBank genome assembly.
AUGUGCAGAAGUUGUGAUCUUCUCGUUCAUUAUGGUCACAGCUGCCUUGUGCCUAUCCAGAACACUGAAGGAAUCGCUUUGUUAUACAUUUUCGUUAGUAUAAACAUCAACAUAAGCCACUUUGUUGAUUGCAUUCGUGACAACUUCAAUCCUCCUUGCAAAGUUGGACUAGUCAGCACUAUCCAGUUUGUUUCAUCACUCCAGGCGGCUCGCAAGUCUCUUGAAGAAAGUGGCUUGGAAAUUAUACUACCACAAUGCAAGCCGCUAAGUCCUGGGGAAAUUCUUGGAUGUACAUCUCCGCAACUAGGCGAUAGCUGUGACGCCGUUGUGUAUCUUGGCGAUGGCAGAUUUCAUUUGGAGUCGUUGAUGAUCCAUAAUCCAGCCGUAAAAGCUUAUCAGUAUGAUCCAUAUUCAAGAAAGUUCACUCGAGAACAUUAUGACUUCGAUGUUUUGAUGAAAAAUCGGAAGAAAGCAGUUGACGUGGCACGUAAAUGUACAACAUUUGGUCUUAUUCAGGGAACCCUUGGUCGUCAAGGAAAUAUCAAAAUUGUAGAGGAGCUGGAGCGACGUUUAGAGUCAAAGAAUAAAAAGUUUGUUCGAGUUUUAUUAUCUGAGAUCUUUCCCGACAAGUUGGCGAAAUUCGAGGAAGUCGACUGCUGGGUUCAAGUUGCGUGUCCUCGAUUAUCCAUUGAUUGGGGCGUAGAGUUCCCGAAGCCGCUUUUAUCACCGUUCGAGUUAGCUGUGGCCCUUGAUGAGGAGCUGGAGCGACGUUUAGAGUCAAAGAAUAAGAAGUUUGUUCGAGUUUUAUUAUCUGAAAUCUUUCCCGACAAGUUGGCGAAAUUCGAGGAAGUCGACUGGUGA